This is a messenger RNA of Populus nigra (black poplar), 979 nucleotides long. RefSeq lists its product as uncharacterized. The transcript has 10 exons. Gene Ontology annotation, biological process: protein neddylation; positive regulation of ubiquitin-protein transferase activity. Gene Ontology annotation, cellular component: ubiquitin ligase complex. The coding region runs from base 156 to 854 and encodes 232 amino acids. The record is from RefSeq and is a predicted model, not a curated record. Lineage: Eukaryota; Viridiplantae; Streptophyta; Magnoliopsida; Malpighiales; Salicaceae. Gene Ontology annotation, molecular function: cullin family protein binding; ubiquitin-like protein binding; ubiquitin conjugating enzyme binding.
CUCAAAACUCAAAAUCCAAUUUUUAAUUAAUAAUUCAAUCAUAUUUCAUUAUCUCUCUCCCUCUAACUUUCUGUGUCUAGAAAGUGGCGCUAGGCAUCAGCCAACUUUUAGAGAGAGAAAGCCACCAAGAAGCUUCCUUUCGCUGCCUGCCUCAGAUGCGUCGGUCUGCAUCGAAGAAGACGGUUCAAUCGAAUUCUACCACUGCUUCAAUUACUUUUUCAGCUACGGAUCUUUUUCGCUCCGCCUCAAGUAAAGCAUCUUCAAAAGAGAUGGAGCGAAUCGAUAACCUAUUUCACUCAUACGCAAACAGGUCUUCUGGUAUUAUUGACCCGGAAGGAAUUGAAACUCUAUGUUCAGAUAUGGAGGUGGAUCAUACUGAUGUCAGAAUCUUGAUGCUAGCUUGGAAAAUGAGAGCUGAAAAACAGGGAUACUUUACCCUGGAGGAGUGGCGAAGGGGCCUCAAAUCACUGAGGGCUGAUACUGUAAAUAAAUUAAAAAAGGUGCUUCUGGAGCUAGAAAAGGAGGUUAAGAGGCCAACAAACUUUGUGGAUUUCUAUACCUAUGCAUUUCGAUAUUGCCUAACAGAGGAGAAACAAAAGAGUAUAGACAUAGAGAGCAUCUGCCAAUUGUUGGAUCUUGUUUUAGGAUCCCAUUUUCGAGCCCAGGUUGAUUAUUUCAUUGAGUAUCUAAAGAUUCAGAGUGAUUAUAAGGUCAUAAACAUGGAUCAAUGGAUGGGCUUUUACCGUUUCUGCAACGAGAUAAGUUUUCCAGACUUUAGUAAUUAUGAUCCGGAACUUGCAUGGCCCCUGAUCUUGGACAAUUUUGUAGAAUGGAUGCGAGCAAAAAGGACCUAAAAGUCGAUGCUUUUGGUUACUUGGGUUCCCUGCUGUAAAACAUUAUUAUUAUUUAAGUAGGUAGUGGUGAAAUCCCUUUUCUUUUCCCCACCAUUUGGGAAAUGUAUUGUUUUCAUUCCAUACCA